This is a messenger RNA of Micropterus dolomieu (smallmouth bass), 4143 nucleotides long. It is a transcript of the gene homer1b, whose product is annotated as homer scaffold protein 1b. Gene Ontology annotation, biological process: G protein-coupled glutamate receptor signaling pathway; regulation of store-operated calcium entry. The transcript has 9 exons. Gene Ontology annotation, molecular function: G protein-coupled glutamate receptor binding. The record is from RefSeq and is a predicted model, not a curated record. Bases 424 to 1515 code for a protein of 363 amino acids. NCBI's taxonomy places the organism in Eukaryota, Metazoa, Chordata, Actinopteri, Centrarchiformes, Centrarchidae. Gene Ontology annotation, cellular component: plasma membrane; cytoplasm; dendrite.
GCUGUGCUUUAUCUACUGGCUAAAUGAGGGUUGUCUUUCCCAGUUCAGGCAACAGGACUUCUCCACCCUUCCAGCGAGGAUCUGUAAUUUACGCGACAACAGCAGGGCGCCUGUCGGAUCUCCAUUGGACUCGCGCUGGAUCUCCCACAGCGCUGCUGCUGCCGCUGUUGCUCCAUCACCAAACCCUCAGCGUCAAAGGAGGAGAACAACAUCUGCUUUCCGUGCCAUGUGCAGAGCGACAUGUAUGUGUGAUUUCAUGCGGUGAAAGCGGCGGGGAAUGGAGCAGUUGUCAUCAAAUUCCUGCAGACGUACCGACGGUGAUACAUUGAGGGCUGUCGUAUAGAGAGAAGACCUUCAUACGCAGCAGCCAAUCCAAGAUAUUCGUUUUUUAUUGCCAGCGAAAAGGAUCAGUUGUCGCCUUUCAUGUCAUCUAUAACAAUGGGGGAGCAGCCCAUCUACAGCACGAGGGCCCACGUCUUCCAGAUUGACCCCAACACCAAGAAGAACUGGCUGCCCACCAGCAAGCAUGCUGUCACGGUCUCCUACUUCUAUGACAGCACACGCAAUGUCUACCGUAUCAUCAGCCUGGAUGGCACCAAGGCAAUAAUCAACAGCACCAUCAGUCCCAACAUGACGUUCACAAAGACCUCACAGAAGUUUGGCCAAUGGGCGGACAGUCGAGCUAACACUGUCUACGGCCUGGGCUUCUCCACUGAGCAUCAUCUAGCCAAGUUUGCUGAGAAGUUUGCAGAGUAUAAAGAAGCAGCACGCCUUGCUAAAGAGAAGAGUCAAGAAAAGAUGGAUAUGGCCACGUCUCCUUCUCAGGAGUCUCCAGCAGGUGAGCUCUCGUCACCUUUGACCCCGGUGACCCCGCCCAUGGAAAACAUCAACGGUACAGAUGAAAUCUGUGACACGACUCCCAAUUCAGACCCCCUUCCAGGGCCGGCGCAGAAUGCACUGGCCUUCGCACACAGCCCUGCCAUGACAAAACACUGGGAGGCUGAGCUGGAGGCACUAAAGGGGAACAAUGCCAAGCUAACGGCAGCUCUGCUGGAGUCUACAGCCAACGUCAAACAGUGGAAACAACAACUGGCUGCCUACCAGGAGGAGGCAGAGAGACUACACAAACGGGUGACGGAACUUGAGUGCCAGAGCAACCAAACUCCAGUGAUCAAAUCCCAGAAGACUGAACUUAACCAAACCAUAGAGGAACUGGAGGCUACGCUGAGGGAUAAAGAAGAGGAAAUGGAAAAGUUGAAAGAGGAAUUGGAAAACAUGAAUGACCUGAUGGAGCAGAAAGACGCCCUUUCCCAGAAACUUGAGGAGACGGAGCUGCGCAGUCGGGUGCUGGAGGAGCAGCUGGCAGGGGCGGAGCAGCGGCUGGAGGAGAACCAGGAGGAACAGGAGAAUUUCAGAAAGAGCCUGCGGACGCUGCUGGAGCUACUGGACGGCAAGAUCUUUGAGCUGACAGAGCUCAGAGACACCUUGGCUCGGCUCAUAGAGGAGGCCAGCUAGAGACGGAGCUGCAUAAUCUUCACAGACAGAGCCAUAGGAUAAUUUACACCCUGACACCCCCCAACUUACCCACACCAAUCCUACCCACCAUGCCCCACCUUCCUCCUGCACUCCACACACAUUAAAAAUGCAACACCACACUGCCCCGAUUCUGAUUUUGGUCAAAAAGGGCAGCUAACUCCCCAUUUUCACCUUGCAGGCGUUGAGCUCCAACCAACCGCAGGCACUCCUGUUGUUCAAAACAAUACAGGGACUACCUCAUCUUGCCUUCUGAUUGGCUGGUGAAGGCGUAACCUUGGUUGAAUUGAUCUCUCUAGUCAUAGAGAUGCCUGUUGUGGCGCACUGCAACUGCACCCAAACCCACUCACCCACACACCCACAAAGAGUUAACUUAAGAACUGUGCCUCAGUGACAUCUGCUGUUUUACUGGGAGAGCUGCACCACAGCUUGCAGCAUCACAGCAUCUCACACACACACACACACACACACACACACCCCUUUUCUUCCUCUCUAAACUGCCCCCCACCCCACCCCGACCCAAGGGGAAUGUUGAAAGUCAUGUGGAAAUAAUUGCUGUUAAGACUCAGAGAACUGCGCCAAAGCUGCCAAAUCCCUCCAAAAUAUUGUCCUCUAACUAGCAGAUGCUUUGAUCCAAAGUGACUUACUGUACAGAGAAGUGCUGAACAGAGAAACAGAGUCCCAUGUUUGAGCUCAGGCUGCCAGCGGAGUGUCGACGGAAACAGAGAAUUAAAGGACAGCUCUCAACAAACCAGUCAGUCUUACCUAUUGGCCUGGGGUGACAUCAUUGCUGCUCCCCAGCCUUGACACAAAUGGCUGCUGGGAAAAGAAGUUUAGUUUGCUUCUCCAUUGGAAAAGAAUGACUGCUAUUUAUUCACAGCCUAUUUAAAAUCCCACAUGAUAGAUGAGUAUGGAAUCUUCCAGAGGCAUUGUUCAUGCCACACAGAAAUUUUAGAGGGCAUGUGCCCAUGUUAGAUUUGACAUGAUAUUUACUGCAUCCAGACUGCUUCCACCAUCACAGACAACUGACCUGUCUUCCUGCCAAACUCAGUGUGGUGUGUGUUCUUGAACAAGGCCUAACCUUCGACAUAGUGUGUGCCUUCAAAGCACACAUACUUGGAGACAUGUUUGUAUAUAAUGUGUGUGUGUGUGUGUGUGUGUGUGUGUGUGUGUGUGUGUGUGUGUGUGUGUGUGAGUGUUUUGUGCUGUGAGCGAAAGACCCUGUUUUUGGACAUCAAGGCCUACACACAUACACGCAUGCACACACACACACACACACACACACACACACACACACACACACACACACACACUGAGCAAUACCAGACAGGCUCUAUACGACACCUCUAUCUAACUCUAUCAGGUACUCUACUCAGUGGACUCAUACAGAUAGGUAAAAUGCAACUCAGCUGAUCCCCCUUGUCCAACAGAAAGUGUACUACUGUUGACCGAGAACCUGUGUGGCAGCCCUGUCUGGACGAAGUAGUGCAUCGGGAAGGGCUUAUAGAGUGUCAUCUAUGUGUUUGUAAAUCUCCACCCUCAGCGAAACUGGCCACAGAUUUUCACUCUUGGGUGAAUACAGAACUGUACACAGUUUCUAUUCUUUUUUACACAGGAUAUAACACUGAUGAUAUAAUAACAGAACUGUAUAAAUCAACUUUCUACUCAUGACGUCAUUGUAAAUGAAUGGAUGGAUGCAGUAACACCCUGCAGUGGCUUAUUGUUGUGUAUUAACCCACGGAAAAGCAUUGUAUAGUUAUUAUAGAGUAUCUAGUCUGGUAACAAAUAAACCUCUUCAGUAUAUAUUUGAAAUGCAUAACAACACGAUGUAAACACAGUGUUAAACGUUCUGUACCAAAACUUACACUUAUAAAGCAGCUCCUGUACCAGUAAAAUCCAAAACUGCAUCUUAAAAUUCCUUUAAAGUCACUGAAUUUCUUGAAAGCUAUAUCCUCACUUGAAAUGCUGCUUAUCGUACCUUUCAAUUGAGCACCCUGUUUGCACUGUGUUAUUACACUGUUGUAACUACAUUAUAUAUCAAGAGUUUUGCAUUAAAUACUAGCACAGCAUAAAUCUGUACCUAAAAUAUUGUAGUUAGUUACACAGGUUAAUACACUCGAAUAAGACCCAUGGGAAGGGAAAGGUUACCCUUUUUUCUUUUUGAUUUAACUUUGACAGUUGAAUGACAGAGAUGGAGUACAUUGAUAUUAAUGCUAUUGUUAAUGAAUGCCUUUGUACAGUAGUGGAUAAGAAGCUUUUCAUUCUCCUGUUUUGUAACUUAUGGUAUUUAAAUGUAGGUAUUAUUAUUAUUAUAUUUAGAGGUAUGAGAAGACUGGCAAUAUUUUUGACUAUUUAAAGUAAUUUUGAACUCAUGAUAUUAAAGAGGUACCUCAGGCUAAUGAUGUCCGUAGAUUGGUGAGAUUUGUGUGUUUGCAGGUGAAAGGAUUUACCAAACGCUGGUAAAUAAAAAUGGAUCAGGAGACACACCUGUUGGUGCUUCAGCCAAACUAAAUACUUUGUUGAAUUCAAAGACAGCACUACCAGGCUGAGAACACACCUCUGUGAAUUGAGAAAUGUUAUGUUUUAUAUUCAAAUACAGUGACCGCAGAA